CCAGCUGAUUUCUAGCAUUUUAAGGCUCGGGAGAGAGCCAGGAUGAGCAGGGACAAGGUGGAAAGACUUUCACCGAGGAGGGUUCGUCCGGAUCCCUAAAAAUCUGGAAGAAAUUAGGGUGCGGAUUGGGCAAAGGCAAAAAUCCAAGCCAAAUUCCCGGGCUGCCUGGAGCUAGAGGUUCCUCUGCAAGCCGGCCGGGCCAGGACCCUAGGCAGCCUGACCGACACAGAGGAAGCAGCCGAGAAGAGGAGGGGAUCCGAGGGUGCACAUUUAACCACAUCCGUGCCUCCGCUCGAAAUUUUUGCAAGCGUUUUGUCACCGGUCCCCUCCAUUUUGAAAGAAAAAAAAAAGGAGGGGGUGGUGGGUGGAUUUUCUUCCUUUUGAGCCUGGAGGAGCUGGAGCGGGCAAGGCUGCGCUCAUGGCUUUCAGCCCCUGGCAGAUCCUCUCUCCCGUCCAGUGGGCGCGAUGGACUUGGUCCGCCGUACGGGGCGGAGGCGAGGAGGAGAAGGAGGAGGAUUCCCAAGCGGAGACCAAAUCCUUGAGUUUCAGCUCGGAUUCUGAAGGUAAUUUUGAGACCCCUGAAGCGGAAACACCCAUUCGGUCACUUGAAAAGGAACUCAGUGAUCCAUCACGGGCAUUAAAUGGACCUCGGGCCAAUACCCCAGAGUUGCAGGAAGAUGAUGAACAACUGAUAGCAGAAGUUUCUGAAAAAUCUUUGCCGGAGACAUGCCCUGGGCCCCCCAAGAAUGAAGUGCAGGAACACUGUCCAGACCCUAACUCCAGCCAGAAUUUUAGAGUAGAAAGUGAUCUAGAAGUUGGCACCAUUUCAGCAGUGACUCCAUCUUCCCCAGAAGCUGAGAGGCCUGAGGAUAUCCCGGCAGUUGAGGAGCACGUGACAUCCACAGAUGAAUCCACAGGACUCCAAGUUGGGGCAAUGACCACAGGUGUUAUGGUGCUUCCACAGCGGGGUCCCACAGACACCGAACUGAAGACCGGUCCAUUGAUUUCAGAAACUGGGCCCUGCAGGAGCAAGCUCAAGAAACCCAAGCCCAUCAGUCUGAGAAAGAAAGCAACCGCAGGAGAGCAGCCAGAAACCGAAGCUGUGGUGGAGGUGCCACCUCUCCACAAAGCAUCCUAUCCAUUCAAUCCAGAUAAUUUUGAUGAGAAUACCAAUCCCUUUGGGAGAGAAGAUGCCAAGAUCCAGAAUUCUCCCCCCUCAGCGAAGAAAGUCCCAACAACCUCCAGUGGUGGCACCGAUGACUCAGGGGUGGAGUUACAGGAAGACUCCGGAAGCUCUCCUUUGAAAAUGGAAUUUGAUUUUCCAGAAGGCGCGGAAAACCCAGAAGCUAAAGCCGCCCCUGCAAAGAAACUUGGCCGAAAGUUAGUCAGCAAACUGACCCCUAGAAGACAAAAAGAGGGAAUUGGCAGGCCACCAUGUGGGGAAGUAACUGCAGGGACAACCAAGGAGGAAGUUCUUCCCAAGGGCACCUCCAAGCUGGAUCCCACCCAGUGGGAUGACCCCAACUUUAACUCCUUUGGGGUCAAGUCCACUUUGCAGAAUUCCCCACCACUCCCGAAAGGGUCAUAUCAUUUUGACCCUGAUAACUUCGAUGACUCCAUAGAUCCCUUUAAACCUACCAAUUCUUUAACCAAUACUGAACCAGCUGAUUUUUGUUCCAAUGCCAGUCAUCAUGUCAAUGAAAUCUUAGACUCUCAGCCAUAUGAAGUACAGGGUGAGGACAUGAAGAAAGGGAAAGCAUCACCCAAGAAGGCAAAGUCGCGUUUAAUAACGACUACUGAACAAGUGAAAUUUCUCUGUUUUCUGUUGAGUGGCUGUAAGGUGAAGAAAUAUGAAUCUCAAUCCCUUGUUUUGGAUGUGCAUGCUCAGGGUGACGGAGCAGUGAUCUCUCAAGCCCCAGACAUUUCUAAUAGGGAUGGCCAUGCCACUGAUGAAGAGAAACUGGCCUCCACUUCAUCCAGCCAGAAACCUUCUAGAGCUGAGGUGAAAGGUGAGCCAGAAGACGACCUGGAGUACUUUGAAUGUUCCAAUGUUCCUGUGUCUACCAUACAUCAUGCGUUUUCAUCCUCAGAAGCAGGUUUAGAAAAGGAGCCAUGCCGACAGAUGGAUAAAGAUGGAUCCAGCGUAUCUGUUGUGUCCGAUCUGCACUCAUUAGAGAAAGCCCCUGUAUCUGUGGCCUGUGGAGGUGAAAGUCCUUUGGAUGGCAUUUGCCUCAGUGAAUCAGAUAAGAUGGCGGUCCUCACCUUAAUAAGAGAAGAGAUAAUAACUAAAGAGAUUGAAGCAAAUGAAUGGAAGAAAAAAUACGAAGAGACCCGACAAGAAGUUUUGGAGAUGAGGAAAAUCGUUGCCGAAUAUGAAAAGACAAUUGCUCAAAUGAUAGAAGAUGAACAGAGAACAAACAUGACGUCUCAGAAGAGUCUCCAGCAGUUGACCAUGGAAAAGGAACAGGCCCUGGCUGAUUUGAACUCUGUGGAGAGGUCCCUGUCUGAUCUGUUCAGGAGAUACGAGAACUUGAAGGGAGUCCUGGAAGGGUUUAAGAAGAAUGAAGAGGCUUUGAAAAAAUGUGCUCAAGAUUACUUAACCAGAGUUAAACAAGAGGAACAGCGAUAUCAGGCCCUGAAAAUCCAUGCAGAAGAAAAACUAGACAAAGCCAACGAAGAGAUUGCUCAAGUACGCACAAAAGCAAAAGCUGAGAGUGUGGCUCUCCAUGCUGGGCUUCGUAAAGAACAGAUGAAAGUGGAGUCCCUAGAAAGAGCUCUUCAGCAGAAGAACCAAGAAAUUGAAGAAUUGACCAAGAUCUGUGAUGAGCUGAUUGCCAAGCUGGGAAAGACCGAUUGAACCUCUCCUUCUGCUGAUUGAACAAAUCUACGCUUGGCUGCUUUCUUGUGACUCCAAGCACCUUGCCUUACCCAGGAAUAUUCUCCCCAUAGCAAAGAAAAAGCACAUGCAUACUGCACCUGUUAAGCUUUGCUGCAGAUUCCACAGCCCUGGAAGAAAUUCUAGAGAGCUACACAGUCACUUAGUAUUGUUUUCCCAGCCUCAGAUUUCUUUGAAUUAGUCAGUAGUCAGAGUCAGUAGAACAUUAGACUAGUAAGUUUGGGUUUGUGGAUUUUGUGAUGGCAUUUUUUUUGUUUUUGUUUUUUUUAGUCAGCAGUUCCACAGUCAGCUCUAUAAAUUCCAGGGGCUGAUCCAGAUGUGACAGGUUUGAGGUCUUCUGCUUGCAGUCCCAAAUCUGAUUUUCAGCUCAUUUUGCCUUAUUUUAUCUUUAUUUCAAAUGGCUUUUGAUACUAAUGGAUUUGUCAGAGUGAAGGGAGCAUCUGAUGGGUCAGUAGGUAAUAAGUGCCAUUUAUUAAUCAGGGAUGGAUUCCUGAAGGUUGUGUAGCUUUGCCUCAGUUUUCAGAAAGUUACUAAUGCACAGGAUUGGUCUUUUAAAGGGCUAAAUAUGGACUUGUAGUGCCUCUGUCAAUCUAGGUUGGAGCAUAAUCAGAUCAUUCACCUGGGACCACCUUGGGUCCUUGGGAUGACAUGCUCUCCCAGUUUGGUAUUGCUGAAGCAGGUUUUGUUUAAUCAAAUGGAUUACUUUCUCAAGACUCUGGUCCAAGAAUUCAGUAAGAUAAUGGAAUGAUGGUCUUGAUUGCAAGCCCUUGCUUGCAUUUCUGCUGGUGCACUUUAAUGCCUAGCUCUAUGGUCAAGCCUUCGGGGUUCCCUAGCUUUUAGGAAAUGUGAUGACAAGGUCUUGGUUCCUUUAGAAAAGCUGCAUUGGUUUGAAGCCUUGCCAGUUUUCUGAACAGAUGCUUCCCUUUGGUGCUGAGGCAGAGGGGUGACAGAUUCAACAAAAAACUUUGCUCUGACCUGUGUAUUUUGAAGCCAGUCAGUCUUCUCCUCUGCUUUUUGGUUAGGAAAUGAACAUAUAUAUUUUUAAACAUAAUUGAUUUUUCAUGCCAGCUUUGAGAGAAAAAUCCCCUAUAAAGAGUUUAGAUCUCAUUAAAUAAGAAGAUGACUCCUGUUGCUCUCUGGUGACCAUGAGGAGAUUAAGGAAGAAGGGGCAAUUCUAAAUUUUCUUUCAGUAUUGCUAUAGCCAUGUGAUGUUUUGAGCUGUGAAUACAAAAUAAGAAAGUUUAAAACCUUAGGUCCCUAGGAUUUAAGCCAAACAAAACAAAAGGCAGUGUAAAAGCUGAGAAAGUCAAGACUUUCCUUUUUUUGUGGGGGGGGGGGGUAUUGCUAUUAAAAUUUCUUGCUUGUGCUAUGAAAGAUAGUAAAAAAAAAAAAAUUCACACAACUAAACCAUAUCCCAAUGGUUUUUAGAAGAGACUCAAACUUCAGAAAGUUUAGAUGGUAGCAUUCAGGGGUAUUUCCGGUGGAUUCCCUUUGGAAAGACCAGGCCGAAUUCGUGCAGACACAUUCAAGCUCUCUUUCCUUGUAGCCAAGUACCCAGAAGUCCUCAGAGCGAUUUACAGUAUAUUAAAUGUAUGUAGAUUUUUAUACUGUAUUUGUACUACUAUUGCAUGAUCAGCUUUCGCUUUGAGCUUUACCUGUUUGCACAGUGGAGACCCUCUCAUAUGCCAGAGGUAUUCAGCUUACUAUACCAUUUACAGUUCAUGUAGGUUCAGGAUUCUUCAACUACAGAUAAAUGUCCUUCUAAAGCUGAGUCGCAGUCUAUUAAUACGUAUUUUCCUUAAUUGGUGCUGAGGCUCUGUUCUAAAGCCUUUUCUCAAAAUUUGGUGGUUUUUUUUUUUUUUUUAAAAAAAAAGAACAUGAGUACUGAAAAUUUAAAGGUUGGGAGGGAAGUGACAGAUACCCUUUUUGGCUUUGAAAACGUUUACUGUGGCUUAAAAUGCAUCUUGGGCUACAGGUCUCAAUUCCAUUGGUUGAAAUGCCUCCAAUUAGUGGAAUAAGGGACAGAUUUUUCCCUCUUCAGCUCUGAAUUACCCAGGGAAAUACACUCUAGCAUUUUUCAGAAUUGAAGUCUACUGAUCUUACUUGCUGCUCUGCCUUCAUAGAAAUAGCCAAUCUAAUCUGUGUUGAGAAUGCCAAACAUAUCGUUCCUAUUUGAUUUAUGCCUAAAAUCUAUUUUAUUAACUGUAUUUUAUAUAAAGAGUUUAAGUGUUAAGAUGAAGGUGAUGACAAUCCUCUCCUAGCCCACAUGUACCAGUUUAGCAGGGCAUUAGGAAGUGGCUUUGCUGAGCAGGGUUAAAAGACCCUGUUGAAGAUGAGCCCCGAUGGCUCUCCUGGCAGCAGGCACAGUGACACUGGAACAUUAUCUUUUCAGUGGAAGGGCAAUUCCAGACAAAUGAGAGAAGUCGCCUAGGCUUCCAGCAGAUCACAGUAGGAAAAGUCAGGUGUGUGUUGUUUUUUUCAUUUGUUUUUUAGUUAUCAGAGGGCAACAGAUAAGGAUGCCCAGCAUAUAUGGCUUCCCAUUGCUAGAAGAGUGCAGCCUAGCGCUAGUCUUCAGCAUAUUUGAUAACUAAGGUACCUCUACUCUAGUACCUUAGUGACAGUCCAGCCAUGAAAACAGAGAAAACUGGCUAAACAUACUGAACAGUAUAUUAAUCUACAUGUUUGACUUUGCCAAUGUGCAUAUUCUUAUCUAGAAUUCUUUUAAGAGAAACUGAUAUUUUCUAGGAGGAAUUAGCAAUUUUUCAUUUGGUCAUGGUUACAAUCAAUGCUGGUUGCGCCUCAAAAGGUUUGCUUUAUUUGGAGAAGCGCCUUCAAGUCUAGUUGCUUGACUGACCUAACCAAAGCUCUUCUGCAAAAUUGGUUUGAAAACAUUGAGAGAAGUAACUUUCUCACAUGAUUUUUGGCCCUCCUUGCUCUUUCAGCCCCAGCCCGAAUUAGGAAGUGCAAAGUCACGUGAAAGAUAAUGAGGGUUUGGAAGUAGGCCAGUUUAGAACCUUUGAAAGAGAUUCAGUUCUGGUUUUUUGGAAGAUAGUUUAAGCAUGAAACCUUUUAACCCAAACUAGUCAAAUUUCUCACCAAGCCCACUUCACAUCCCUCUCCCACACCCCCUGCCCCACCGCAUUCUAAGCCCUUACAAAAAAUAGAUUCCCUGAUGUAAAGCACUGAGAUUCACAAACACAUUUGCCAAAUGACUCUGGAGUGGUACUUUGAAGACCUCAUCACAGCAUCAUGUCCUACAACUCCACUUUCACUGUACAUUUUAAAAAGCCUCUCUAGCAACUCCGAAGCCAAAAUCCACGUUGUUGAAAAGGAUACAAUUUGAUUAGAAUGACUUCUGUUCACAUGAGUAAUUCUGAGUGAGGUGAAAGAAAUGUAAUGAAGACUUUUCUAGGGAGAAAAUUAUGUAGCCUCUUUUGGCUUUGUUUUUACUGUUAGACAAAUUUUGAAAAUGGGUACAAAUUGCAUCUAUUUCUCCUUUCUGUGAAUUUUAUAAUUAGGUAAAUCCUAGUCCCUGAUAGGAUCCCCUCACAAACUAUGGUUUCUCCCUUUAGGUCUCUUGUUGGGAAACCUGAAACGAGGUCUUAAGUAAAAAUAGCAGGACCACGUUUUCAGCACUGGCUGGGCUUCUGUUUUGAAGAACAGAAUAGAGAGAAAGAAAAAAUUUGCUUACUGGAGAACAAAAGCAAAAAAAAAAAAAAGAAUCUGGCAAUCAAUUCUUAGUAUAGGGUUCAGGGGGACUUAAUCCUCAGAGUUUAAAAUAUAAAAUAGUAAAGUAUCGGAAGAAAUCUUAACCUCACCCCAAAUAGAUGAAAUUUGAUUAGCUCAGAUGUUUUCCAUAAAAUUACCAACUCAGCAUCUUAAGAAAAAGCAAUGUCCUGUGCUAGCUGAAUUUAGAGAAGAUUUUUCAGUUUGAAAGGUAACUGAAAGAGUAGACUUUUCUCUAAAGGCAUCUUUUGCGGAUGGGACAUCUAAAAGACAGUAUUUUAUAGUGGAGAUCUGUUCCCAUAGGCCAGAAUGAGUAUCCUGGAAUCUUUUGCACUUUCGUGGUUUUUGUCUAAAUGCAGUUCCCAUUUCUGUGCCUCUCAGCAUGCAGUUAGGUUUGGACAAACAAGAUUCCUAAGGAAUGAUUUAUUAACUAUAAUAUGGUUAUAGUUGCUAUAUAAAUAUAUAUUAUGGUUAUAGUUCUAUAUAAUGGAGGCUUUGCGUGUAAUUUUAGGCCUGUGGCAUCUUGUAUACUCCUUUAAUACCUUACUGGGGGCCAGGCUUGAAGCUGUGAUGUGGGCAGAUGUCGUCUUCCUUGUAUCUUCAUUUUAGAAUUGUACAACAUACCACUUUGCCCCCUCUUCCUCUAGGUGGUAUUUGGAGUGGGCUCUGAAACAUUUAUUCCCUCUUCACAUUCUUAGUGAUUUUUAUGCUUUAUGUCUGAUGUAACUCUAAGGACUUGAUGACUAAGCCAAUCCCAAUCUAAAUUCAGGGAAAUUUGCAAGUAACCAUGUUCCAGCUUUAGAAGCCAGGCCCUCCCCUCUUUGUGAUAGAAUCCAGUCACCCCCUCUUAAUUCUCAAAGGUGCCAGUAAAAUACUCAGUGUUGCUGUUAGCAAGUGUACAUUUGCCAAUAGAUAUCCAUAUAUACUAAUGUGCCAAGAAGUGAAAUCCUAAUUGCACAUCGGCUUCCACUGUGUCCCUGUGACUUCCAUACAGUGAGUGAAUACCCUCCCUCUAGGAGGAAAGACUGUGGGUUGACUACUAUCAGGAUUGCUUUGUAAAUGUAAGGGUCAUCUACAUAAAUUUUAUAUGCACAAUAAUUUCCCUUUUUAUAUGUCAGGUAAAUAUUUGUAAGAGUUAUACUCACACAAAUGAGAUUAUUAUAAUGAUUACUAAUAUAUUUUUUCCAUGUCUCAUUGCCUGAAUAAAAACUGUUUACCACUGUUCAA
Messenger RNA from Ornithorhynchus anatinus (platypus), 7849 nucleotides. RefSeq names its product transforming acidic coiled-coil containing protein 1 (gene TACC1). Gene Ontology annotation, biological process: cerebral cortex development; mitotic spindle organization; cell population proliferation. The transcript is spliced from 14 exons. The record is from RefSeq and is a predicted model, not a curated record. Gene Ontology annotation, cellular component: cytoplasm. The coding region runs from base 419 to 2857 and encodes 812 amino acids. NCBI's taxonomy places the organism in Eukaryota, Metazoa, Chordata, Mammalia, Monotremata, Ornithorhynchidae.